Messenger RNA from Daucus carota subsp. sativus, 1395 nucleotides. RefSeq lists its product as uncharacterized. Lineage: Eukaryota; Viridiplantae; Streptophyta; Magnoliopsida; Apiales; Apiaceae. The transcript has 2 exons. Bases 132 to 902 code for a protein of 256 amino acids. The record is from RefSeq and is a predicted model, not a curated record. Gene Ontology annotation, molecular function: zinc ion binding.
UAGAAACCAAUCCAAAAUAUUGGAGUAGAGCUUAUUUUAAGACUUGGACCCAUUAUGAUGCUGUGGAUAACAACCUUUCUGAAUGCUUUAACUCUUGGAUAUUAGAAGCUAGGUACAAACCUAUUAUUAGUAUGCUUGAUCAUAUUAGGGUGCAAUGUAUGGAGAGAAUUCAUGUGAAGAGAGAUUACCUGGCUAAAAUAGAUAGUGAUUUAUGUCCUAGGAUCCUUAAAAAGCUUAAUUAUAACAUUGAGGGGUCAAAAAAAUGUAUUUCUACUUGGGAUGGGGGAGACAAGUGUGAAGUAAAGGACUUGGAUAGAAAUCAGUUUGAAGUAGACAUGAAAAAUAAGCUUUGUAGUUGUAGAAAAUGGCAAUUAACUGGAAUACCAUGUAUUCAUGGUUGUCAAGCCAUCUUAAGCAUCAAUGCUGCACCAGAGAGUUUUAUUGAUGAAUGCUUCAAGAAGGCAACAUAUCUCAAGUCCUAUACGAAUUUGUUGUGCCCUAUGAAAGGAAGUAAAGAAUGGCCAGUAGCAAAUCAAGUGAAAUUGCUACCUCCUAAAGACAGGAGAAUGCCUGGAAGGCCAAAAAAACAUAGGAGAAGGGAGACUGAUGAGGUAGGUAGUGGUUGUAAACUGUCAAAAAAAGGAAUUGUAAUGAAAUGUAGUAGAUGUCUAAUGAUUGGACACAAUAAAGCCACCUGCAAGACCAGUGAGGCUGAGGUUGUAGAGAGUCAUAGAAAAGCAGAUGAAGCCAAAAAAGCACAGGCUGUGGCCGCAAGGGCACAUUCAAUAAGAAGCAAACAAAAUGUCAGGAAGAAAGGACUACAGACUACUGCAGCUGCUCAGACUUCAACAUGGAUUGCACAAGCAAAAAAAAAGAGGCAGACCACCAAAGGCUACAACUGAACAGACUACAACAGAAAAUACAAGUCAGCAGACUCCAGAGCAUAACAAUGAGGGUCCUGAGGCUCCUUUAACUCAAGAAAUGGGUACCGAAACAGCUAAAAAAAAGAAAAGAGGUAGACCUCCAAAGGCCUCAAACACUCAAGUUCAGACAAGAAAAGGGCCAGCUGGUGUUGGAGUUUUAAUCGGAGAUGAUGGGCACACCUACUUAUCUUCAUCAAGGUCCACUAUAAGAUUGACAGAGUCACGACCAAGCACUACUACUCAAUCUGCAGAAGGGGUACCAACAGAGAGUUCAAGUCAGCCCACUAAGCUCCAUUGAGAAAGGGUGGAGAAGUGAAUUGAGAAAUUAGAGUUUGAAGUGCAUUUGCAAUCUGUUUUCUAUUAUGUUUUGAAUCUAUCUAGUGAAUUAUGUUUGAAUCUAUCAAGUGAACUUACUUGACUAUUUUUUAAAUGAGUCAGAAUGUUAUGCGGACUUUGUGUUUUUGUUUGUGUA